UCCCCCUCCUCCCUGCUCCUCCCUGCUCCCUCCCCUCUUCCCUCUUCCCUCUCGGUAUCUCUCCCACGCUGCAGAGCGCUCAGCCUUCAGCUCCCCGGACCCUCCCAAACUCUCCGGAGGUUCAGCCUCUUUCUGUCUGAGGUGGGCGUGUGGAGCCUCUUGACCCUCUCUCGCCCACUCUCUCCCGAGUCUCCCCCUCUCCGCUGCAGCUACAGGGGGCUAUGGAUGGACUGCGUUUACCUCCACUCAUCGAGGAGGCUCUGGACUCUACAGAUGACCCGUGCGAUCUGAAAGCAGAGUGCAGCCCCACCAUGGACAACCAGAUAACAGCGAAGGAGAGAGGAAUCCUGCAGGAGAACAACGAGAAGAAGGAGAUGGACCAGGAAGAGGAAGAGAAGAAGCUGAAGGAGGAGGAAGGCGAAGGGGAGGAGAAGAUGAAGGAGCAGGAGCCGCUGACGGAGGAGCAGGAGCUGGAGGAGCUGAGGGCCCAGGUGCUGCAGCUGCUGCUGGAGCUGGACGACGCCAGAGAAACCUCCAACCAACACCAGGAGAGCUUCCACGAGCUGCAAGAUCUGUUGGAGGACGAGCGUCUGACCAGCGCCCAUCAGGCUGAAGCCUUCACCCGCCAGAUCCAGAAUCUGCAAGCCCAGCUGCGCUCUGUGCAGGAGGAGAUGGACAGCCUGGAGGAGGAGAAGGAGAGCGAGCUGGCCGAGGCCCAGGAGGAGCUGCGAGUCGCUCAGGAGGAGGUGAUCCUGCUGCAGCAGACGGCGGAGGAGGCUGCGGCAGAGAGGGAGUUCGACAUCGCCUCGCUGCAGGAGGAGCUGUGCCGCCGGCGGGCCGAGCUGCAGCGCCUCAGCGAGGAGACGCAGGAGUACGAGCUGGAGAUCACCACGCUGAGGGCCGAGAUCAGCAUGAAGAGCCAGCUCAGGGUGGCCGAGAGGAGAGAGGGUGAUGUGGACCUGCUCAAGGAGGAGUGCCGCACGCUGAGGGAGGAGUGUGAGACCCUGAAGGAGGACAACAGGCGUCUCACGGAGAGGCUGCAGCUGCUGCAGAGACAGAGGACAUGCUCCAGCGUCUACCUGUCUCUGAAGGAGGAAGACGGAGAGGAGGGCUCAGACGGGAAGGAUAUGCAGACCGGCUGCGAUGAGGUCAUGACGGAGAGCUACAUGACCAUGGCCCAGUCUGGGAACUGUCGCCUGGUGGACGCCUCCAUCCAGAAGAACAUUUCUUUUGAUGGGAAGCCUGCGACACAGAGCAGCUGGAACGGGGGCAUCGGGGAGAUCUUCUCCCUGAGGGAGCAGCUCAAACAGGCGGAGGAGAAGGCCUCACAGGUCCAGAGAGAGUGUGACGGGCUGAAGACGGAGCUCCAGGAGCUGCAGGUUAUGUACGACAGCAGUCAGAGGGAGCGCGCCGAGCUGGAGGAGGAGCUGCAGCGCUGCAAGGCUGAGCUGCAGAAGCUAGGGGGGGCUCAGGGGAGUGAGGUAGGUUGGAACUCCAUUUUGACUAUCACUGCGGCCACAGCAGUGCUGCUGAUGAUGACUCGCUUGUUGAGAGCUCUCGUCCGAUGUUGAUUGGAUGGGCAACAUCUGCACAGGGACAGACGUCUGCUUCAGUCCAGCUCUCUCCUGCUGUGUCUUUACACUGAACUGGAAUUCUCUAAAAGUGAGCUGACAGCCGUGUAGUAGAAAAGGCUGUCGCUAAUAGGAAGGUACAUGCACUGAGAAUGAUGCACUCAGUCUCAUUUGAGGUUGAGGACGGUGAAGAGUUGACCUGCAGAGAGCCAACAGAGGACUGAUCUCACUCCACUAAAUGUUGUGCUCUGUCUCUCCUCCUCUGUGUCUGUGAAUAUUAUAUUUCUCUCCUUUUAGCUAACAAUGUGAUAAAAAUGAAGGUUUUGAUUUUUAACGUACACCAAGUGGUUUUGGGUUUAUUUAUCCAUUAUUUAUUUAUUUGUUGUUUGUUUGGAUAUUGUUCAUAGAUGUCUCUGAUAAUAAUGAAGAACAUGGAGUCUAGGCAUUUGAUGCACUGAAAUCCCUGAAAUGUACAUAUGCCCUUUAAAUGUUAAUACAAAGAGCAGUCUGACAUUUUAUGUGAACGAUUUGACUUAAAAUGGUUGCCUUCCUUUGAAUAAAUUCUGCAUCUGGAUUGAAUGUCGCAAAAUCUGCAUGAUUUAACAACAUGCCAACAUUACCAACUAUUUUGCCCCCAUUAUUCUGUCAAACUUAACUUUGGAAUAUCAAAUUGAUGUUCUUUCGAUUGCUAACACAAAUGAUAUGCAGUUACAAUGAGAACAAUUGUAAUAAAACUGUCAAUCCAAGCCCAGAGCAGCGAGCUCUUCUUCACAUUAUGUUAUUCUUAUUUCUCCAGGCUCGGUCACUUCCUGUCUUGUGUCUGACUUCUACUUUCCUAUUUAAUGAUCACUUUAACCGAGUUGCCAGAAAGUCUGCAAAAGUUUCUGAUUCAUCUCACCUGCCCACAGCUUGAUUUGAAUUUCAGUUAUCUUACACCCACAGCUACAUUGUUACACUUACAAAAUGUUCGCUGUAGUUUUUCUAUGUGCUAUUAAAGAUAUCCCAGCAACUUUGGGAGCGAAUCUUAGGAGGAUCAAGCUAUAAUAUUGUUAUAUCUUUGAUAAUUUCAAUGUGGAGAAAUAAGCUUUUGUUCCUCUCCAGCAGGAAAUGGCUAGUGAAUUGUUAUUUAGAUUUAUGGUGAUCGCAGGUUGUUCCAGGUACUCGGUGUAAAAUGAUGUCCGCCAGCAUCUCCUUGUUUACUGACGACAUACUUUAUGUAACAAACUGCAGAACAGAUAAACACCUGUGGACAUUCGGCUACACUUAAAUUGAUCUACUGUUGUGACUGAGGUGACGAUUGGUGUUGGUUGUGAGGGCAUUUUAGCAAUUAAUAUGGUUACAAAAUAUUUAAAUAGGAAGUUGUCAGGACAUGUUUGUUAAGGCAGUCAAUACAAAACAUAUAUGUAUAUGUGAAGGACUCUGAUUAUUGUUUAUGUUUGUGAAAUGUAUUUUUUUGGUGAAAAUAAUUAAGGUUUAAAAAAAGCAUGCUAGAAAACAUUUAGAAGCACAAUAUAUAAUUUAAGUUACUUUGUAUUCCAUGUAAAUAGUUAUGACAUAAAGUACUAUGGGAGAGAUAUUUCUUAAAUCCAUUUGUACUCGCUUUGUAGAAAGUUAAUUCUAUUUUGAAAGAGCUUCGUAUAUUUGAUAGCCAUAUUAUAUGCUGUGUAAAUGUUUAUUUAUGGUGACGUUAUUCAGAACUGCUUUCAUUGCUAAUCUUUUUCAGUACCUCUUUGUUGAAAGGUUGUGUAGUCAUUGCAUGCAUUUCAAUUGCAUUUGACCUUAGUUGCUUGAAAGACCAAUUGAAUUGAGAAAUGAAUUAAAAGUCUUUGCUGACACAUUUGUCAUUAAACAAACUCCUGAUAAGCAAUGCCUGAGCAAUUGUAUUUCUAUUUAGGAAAAUGAACAAAGGUAAAGAUGAGCCACUGGACUGAAAAUGCUUCACUGUCUAUUAAAAAAUAUAUCAGCAAUAUAAAUUAAAUUCCCAUUGACUGCAAUGGUACGUAUGAAUGUUAUAAUUAUUUUCAUGAUUUCCUGAAUAUUAUCUUUAUCAUAGUUUCACAAGCUUCUAUAUUGUACUGUGUUUCUCAGCUUGUUGCUUUAAAUAUUGUGGUUUUCAAUAUAGUUAGUGGCUAUUUUGUUACAUCGAGGUCUAUUUUGUACUGUUAUGACUUAAGAAAAUAAAUAUAACCCCCCCA
This is a messenger RNA of Notothenia coriiceps (black rockcod), 3766 nucleotides long. It is a transcript of the gene ccdc136a, whose product is annotated as coiled-coil domain containing 136a. NCBI's taxonomy places the organism in Eukaryota, Metazoa, Chordata, Actinopteri, Perciformes, Nototheniidae. Gene Ontology annotation, cellular component: acrosomal membrane. The coding region runs from base 222 to 1571 and encodes 449 amino acids. The transcript has 9 exons. Gene Ontology annotation, biological process: single fertilization; acrosome assembly. The record is from RefSeq and is a predicted model, not a curated record.